UUGCACUAAGUGCAUAGCCUAAUAUCUUAAGCUACCAUCUAUCUCUGGUUUAAAUUCAAAUGCGGACUAAAUCCUUUUGUCAAGGGGCUCUUCUAGGCUUCUUGGCUUGCUUCUUGUUUGCUGUCAGCUGCUAUGGCGUGCCUGCAGGUCAAGACUCUUCAGGGCUUAUUGUAACUACUGAUAUAAAGUCUCAUAAUGGAGAGUUCAGAGAGGAUGCAGUUCAUGACAAAGGGAAAUUCAAUAUUCCAACUUUUAAGAAACCUCUCAUUCCCAUUUUUAAGAAGCCACUUCCACCACUGGUUCCAAUUUUCAAGAAGCCCCUUCCUCCAUUAACUCCAAUUUUCGAGAAGCCAUUAUCACCACCAAUUCCAGUUUUCAAGAAACCAUUACCACCACCAAUUCCAGUUUUAAAGAAGCCACCCCCUCCACCAGUUCCAAUUUCCAAGAAGCCAUCACCACCGCUUGUUCCAUUUGUGAAGAAGUCACCCCCUCCACCAGUUCCAAUAUUCAAGAAGCGAUCACCACCACCUAUUCCCUUUUUGAAGAAACCACCCCCUCCACCAGUUCCAAUUUUUGAGAAGCCAUUACCUCCACCUACACCAAUUUUUGAGAAGCCAUUACCACCACCUGUUCCAAUUUUUGAGAAGCCAAUUCCUCCACCAAUUCCAAUUUACGAGAAGCCAUUACCACCACCAAUUCCAAUUUUUGAGAAGCCAAUUCCUCCACCAAUUCCAAUUUAUGAGAAGCCAUUGCCACCACCUAUUCCAAUUUACGAUAAGCCAUUACCACCACCAAUUCCAAUUUUUGAGAAGCCAAUUCCUCCACCAAUUCCAAUUUAUGAGAAGCCAUUGCCACCACCUGUUCCAAUUUACAAGAAGCCAUUACCACCACCAGUUCCAAUUUUUGAGAAGCCAAUUCCUCCACCAGUUCCAAUUUACGAGAAGCCAUUGCCACCACCUGUUCCAAUUUACGAUAAGCCAUUACCGCCUCCAGUUCCUGUUUUCGAUAAGCCAUUACCGCCUCCGACUCCAAUUUUUGAAAAGCCAUUACCACCAUCUGUUCCAGCUUUUAAGAAGCCACUUCCUCCGCCAGUUCCAGUUUUUAAAAAGCCAUUACCACCCCCUACUCCAAUUUUUGAGAAGCCACUUCCUCCACCAGUUCCAGCUUUAAAGAAGCCAUCACCAUCACCAGUUCCAGUUUUUGAGAAGCCACUUCCUCUACCAGUUCCAUAUUACAAGAAACCACAACCACCACCUAUUCCUGUUUUUGAGAAGCCAUUACCACCUCCAGUUCCAGUUUUCGAGAAGCCAUUUCCUCCACCAGUUCCAAUUUUCAAGAAACCAUUACCACCACCAAGACCAAUUAUCAAGAAGCCAUUACCGCCACCAAUUCCAGUUUUCAAGAAGUCACAUCCUCCACCAGUUCCAUUUUUCAAGAAGCCCUUACCACCACCAAGUUCAGUUUUCUAGAAACAAUUAUUACUACAAAUUUCAAAUUUCAAUAAGCAUUUCUCCACCUACUUUAGAUUUUAAGAAUCCACUUCUUCCAAUAAUUUUAGUUUUCAAGAAGUCCUUUCCAACCCUUUUUCCCAUUAUGAAGAAACCACUUCCUCCUAAGUAACUUAAUUAUUCCACUUUUGGAGAAGCUUUAGCCUCCAAAUUCCAGUUUUUUAAUGCCACUUUCACCAACAAGGCAUAUUCUCUAGAAGUCAGUUCUUCCCUCUUUUCCAAUUCUGAAGCCAAUAGUUAAUUAGAACCCUGUUCUUUAGGAAGGAAGGGGGUUGGGGGACUAUGAUGAAGCAAUAAGAACAAAGGAAUGGACAAAGUGAGCGAUUGUUAUAUAUAUGUAAUGUAAGUACUUAUGAAAAUCAUAUAUUGUUGUUGUUGUCGUCAAAUGCCUACUAUCAAAUAUCAAAAAGUGGAUGGUGCUUAUCGAAA
Quercus robur (English oak) is the source of this 1937-nucleotide messenger RNA. RefSeq names its product proline-rich protein 4-like. The transcript is spliced from 4 exons. Lineage: Eukaryota; Viridiplantae; Streptophyta; Magnoliopsida; Fagales; Fagaceae. Bases 60 to 1469 code for a protein of 469 amino acids. The record is from RefSeq and is a predicted model, not a curated record.